AUGUCUGCUGAGUUGAGCUCCAAGCUUGAUCUCGCCAGUCCAGCUACAGGCGCUGCAACUGGAAAGAAAGACGACAAAGUCAGAAUAUUUGCAAAGAAUGUCGGUGAUGCUCCUAUCUUGAAAACAACAGAAUUUUCAGCCAGCGCUGCUUCGCCAUUCUCGCGCGUCAUUGAUCACAUUCAAAAGAAGAUCCGGACAUCCGCUGCUCACAAAGACGCUGUGGUGCAUCUGUUCAUCAACCAGUCCUUCUCUCCAGCUCCAGACGAGCAACUGGGCGACCUGUACAAGUGCUUUCAGAACAAUGGGAAGCUUGUUAUAGAUUAUGCCCUCAAGGAGGCCUGGGGCUGA
Molecule: messenger RNA, 348 nt
Organism: Guillardia theta CCMP2712
Lineage: Eukaryota; Cryptophyceae; Pyrenomonadales; Geminigeraceae
Exons: 5
Coding region: 1-348 (115 amino acids)
Biological process (GO): autophagy of mitochondrion; autophagosome assembly; C-terminal protein lipidation
Cellular component (GO): cytoplasm; phagophore assembly site membrane; Atg12-Atg5-Atg16 complex
Source: RefSeq, a predicted model, not a curated record